Trachymyrmex cornetzi is the source of this 1668-nucleotide messenger RNA. Its product is annotated as fatty acid synthase-like. Gene Ontology annotation, biological process: fatty acid biosynthetic process. The transcript has 7 exons. The coding region runs from base 1 to 1668 and encodes 555 amino acids. Lineage: Eukaryota; Metazoa; Arthropoda; Insecta; Hymenoptera; Formicidae. Gene Ontology annotation, molecular function: fatty acid synthase activity. The record is from RefSeq and is a predicted model, not a curated record.
AUGAUUUCAUAUUGCUUCGAUCUGAAAGGACCAUCUUAUACUAUUGAUACAGCAUGCAAUUCUAGUCUUCAUGCUCUAGCCGUUGGUUAUGAAUGUAUCAUACCAUUUGAUACCGCUGCUAACGGUUAUUCGCGUAGCGAAACAAUUGCAGUAGUAUACCUUCAAAAAGCGAAAAAUGCUAAGAGGAUUUAUGCUAUAUGUCCCCAUGCAAAAUUAAACAAUGAUGGUUACAAAGAAGAAGGAAUAACAUAUCCUUCAUCUCGAAUGCAACAUACCUUACUAAAAGAAUUUUAUAAGGAGUGCAAAAUACCAACAUCUUGUUUGGAUUAUGUCGAAGCACAUGGUACCGCUACCGUAGCUGGCGAUCCUCCAGAAAUUAAUGCUAUCUAUAAUGUUUUUUGUAAAAAUAGAGAAACUCCAUUAAUGAUCGGCUCCGUGAAAUCUAAUCUCGGGCAUUCUGAACCUGUGAGUGGUUUUAAUCAGAUUGCUAAGGUAAUAAUAGCAUUCGAAACUGAUUCUGUUCCACCAAAUAUCAAUUAUACAACGCCAAGGAAAGAUAUACAUGCUUUGAUAAAUAACAGUAUUUGUUUAGUACAAAAACCAUUGCCACUUAAAAACGGUUAUAUAUGUAUUAAUUCUUUCGGUUUUGGAGGAUCUAACGCUCACACGUUAUUAAAGUGGAAUAAUAAACUAAAAAUAAAUAAUGGAACACCAAACGAUGACUUACCCAGGCUUGUCAUAUUAUCUGGACGCACUGAAGAAUCAGUGAAAUUGUUUUUAAACGACAUUGCUAAUCAUCCAAUAGAUGCAGAAUAUGUUCGCUUAUUACACGAUAUCCAUGCAGACAAUAUAAAUGGUCAUCCAUGGAGAGGGUACACUAUAUUGCAGAAUACAUUACAACAAUAUCCCAUAAAGGAAUUUCGAAAUUGUAAGGGCGUGAAAAGACCUGUGUGGUUUAUAUUUUCAGCUUUAGGUUCGCAAUGGCCAGGAAUGGUCAUUCUGCUGGUGAACUUGGUUGUGCAGGAACAAACUAUUUUAUCAACAUACUUUAUCGGUUUGGCAUGUGCUGAAGAAAAAAUAAUUCAUAGCUCGAUGGCGGUUGUCAAUAUCAAUCAUGAAUAUGUUAGAAAUAUAUGUCCAGCGGACAUUGAAAUAGUGUGCUACAAUAGCGAGAAUAGCAACGUCGUAUGUGGACCAAAAGAAUCCAUAAAAGAAUUUAUGAAAAAAUUACAGGUCAACAAUAUUUAUGUGAAAAAGAUCAACUGCAACGUACCGUUUUACAGUUCUUACGUUGCAUCCGCGGAAAGUCAGCUUUUACUUAAUUUAAAUAAAAUAAUACCAUGUCCAAAAAAACGGAGUUCAAAGUGGAUCAGCACUUCUAUACCUCGCACCAAAUGGUUUACUUCAACAUCAAAGUUAUCACCGGCAGACUAUCAUGCUAGAAGUAUAUUAAACACAGUCCUCUUUUCACAAACGACGGAACUAAUUCCAAGCGCCAAGGUCAGAGACGCCGUCGUGCGACUACUGAAAGAGACGAUACAAAUAUUGUUAGACACGUUCUUCAAGACCGUACGACCACUGCAGCAGAUAUUGCUAGACGAUUUGUUAAUCGAAGACAGUAUCCUCGACAUACUAUAUCUGCAACAACAGUUAGAAAUUUUCGUUUAA